AUAUUUACUGGUUUUUUUAUUAAUACUUUUUUAAAGAGGGAUGAAACUCACUUCCUUAUUACUUCUGUCUCUUACGCUUAUAACUAAAUACACAAAAUCUAAUGAAUUCCGUGAUUUAAAUAAUGCGGCAAAAGAUCCAAACUCUAAUUAUAAUCCUUCACAUGUAGAAAUUAUUGAGAAAGAUUUUGAAAAAUCCACUUUAGAUGACUCUGAAUAUAGAGUUGUCAAACUUCAGAAUGGUAUAGAAGUAGCAUUAGUUAGCGAUCCCUCUGUACGUCUAGCAGCCACAUCAGUAGCUGUUCGUGUAGGAAGUAAAGACGAUCCUAAAGGUUUUCCGGGAUUGGCACAUUUAUGUGAAUAUUUGCUUUUUAUGGGAACAGAAAAAUAUCCCUUGGAAAACGAAUAUACUUCUUUUGUUUUAAAUCAUGGUGGUUCUUUUGAUUCAUAUAGAGGUUUAGAACGCACAGUCUUUAUUAGUGAAAUUAAUCCGAAAUACCAUUAUGAACAACUUGAUAGAAUGGCUAAUUUUUUUAUUAAACCCUUAUUCAGAGAGGAUUUAAUAGAACGUGAAACACAUUUUAUUAACUCAGAAUUUGAGGAAUAUCGUUCCAGUUUUUCUAAGGCUAGAUUUCAUUUUUUAAACUACAUCUUAAAAGAUACUGGUUUAUUUCCGGAGUUUACUACAGGCAAUCGUCAAACAUUAUUUUCUGAACCUAGAGCUAAAAAUAUGAGCGUUAAAAAGGCUCUUGAAGAUUUUUUUGAUAAUUAUUAUCAUUCUCGUGAUAUUAAGGUAGCCGUAUGUGGGAAUGAAUCACUUGAUACUCUUCAAGAAUUGGUACAAAAGACAUUUGGUCAGAUUCCAGAUAAAAAAGAAAGAGCUAUAGAUGAUGUCAACCCAUUUAGUUCUAUAACUAAAUAUCAUUAUUGGUAUAAUUUUUCUGGUGCACCUUAUACGGCAGAUAUUGCUUUUAUUGUUCCGAGCUCAAGGGUUCAUUACAAAUCAGUCCCUUUUCAUUAUUUGAAUUAUAUUUUUUCUUACUCAGGGCCUGACUCUCCUAUUGAUUAUUUUUCAAAGAAAUCCUUGGCUUCGAGAAUUAGGUUUUCAAAUAUAGAAUAUUCUUCGAAGUAUGACCUUCUCUUUGUCUCUUUAAAACCCUUAUACGUUGGACGACUGUUUUACGAAGAACUGAUCUUAGAGUUUUUCAAAUGUAUACAAUUCUUCAAAGAAAAUGGGCCAAAUAAAGCAGUUUUUGAAGACAUAAUGAAAGCUCAAAACACUAAUUUCAAGUAUUCUUUUAAAGAGUCGGUAUCUCAACUUGUUGAUAAACUAUCCACAAGCUUGUUAGCCGAUUCUUUUCCUCGUAAAUAUUUAUUAAAACAAGAUAUUAUAAAAGAAUAUAAUAAAGAGGAAUUUGAUGAGUUUUUUUCUGCAUUGAACUAUGAAAAUUUUAUCUCUUUUUCAAAUACUAUAAGAAAAGGAUAUAAUGAGACAGAUCCCUAUUAUAACAUCACUUAUUUAAAACAAUCUCAUAAAAAAAGAUUCAUAGAGAAACUUAAAAAUAUUUCAUCACCUAACCUAAAAUAUCCUCCUAAGAAUAUUUAUCUUGACGAAUCAGAUAUUACUAUGGAAAAAUUAAAUGAAACUCUAACUAAACCGGAUCUUUUAAAAGAUACAUAUGUUUCCACUCUCUGGCAUAAGCAUGCUAGUUUUUUUUACUGUCCAUAUGGGGUUAUACGCAUUUUAUUAAAAAAUCCAUUUGUCAGUUCGACUCCAUCAAAUAUGCUUAAAAUAAGAUUUCUGCAAAUUUACAUAUAUAGCUCUCUUCCAUUUGACUUUUUAUUACUUUCCACUGCUAACGUAAAUUUUUAUAUUACACCUACAUUGCAUGGACUUAUAAUAAUGUUUUAUGGGUAUACUAAUAAAAUGAUGGAAUUAGUUACUCGCGUCAUAAAUACUUUAAAGGAAACAAGUCUUGAUCAUCGACUGUUUAACCCUUUAAGAUCGACUCUUAUUUAUAGUUAUAUACAGAGGAUUUCAGCGGAACCUUCAACAUUUUUGGAAAUUGACAUAGAUGACAUUCUUUUUUCAGAAAGACAACCUUUCAAAAACAUGUUGUUUGUAUUAGAUCAAUUUCAACAUUCUGAUGUUAAUGCUUUUUUUUAUAAUUUAUUAAACAAUUUCCAUUUUGAUGUUUUAAUAACAGGAAAUAUUCCUAAAGAAGAUGCAUUGCACAUUCAUAAUAUGUUAGAAACAACCUUUUCCCCACAUCCUUUAACAUCUUCUCAACGCCAUUAUAUUAAUACACGUGCAAUAACUCUAGAAGAUGGUUCUGAUUAUUUCCGCGUUCACGAACUGUCUAAAAGUGGUCCAAAAUCUGCACUAUUUAUGUAUUUUGAAGCAGCUGAAAUGGAAGACUCAAGAAGGGUGAUGUUAUUUCUUAUAUUAUACCUCAUCUUGCGUGAGCCUAUCUAUCAUGAAUUAAAAACAAAAGAGCAAUUGGGUCAUAUUAUAAAAAGUGAUAUAAAAGUUUCGAGGAACAUUCUAGGGUACUAUAUUCUAGUUCAAAGUGAAAGACAGCCACAUGUCUUGCACUCUCGAAUUGAUGCAUUUUUAAAUAGAAUGCUUGAUAGAAUCCUUAAUCUUACAUCUAAAGAAUUGAAUUACCAUUUAGAAAGUCUUCAAUACUUUUUAAAAAAGGAUCCUUCAAAUAUUCUAUCUGAAAAUCUUAAUGUCUGGUCUAGCGUAGUUAAUGCUCCUUAUACUUCUAAUUCAGAUUUUGAACCUCAAAAGGCUGAUCCUAUAGAACCCCAUGAGCUUGUAAACCUAUUUAAAGAGGUCUUUUAUUCUAAAAGGAAAAGAUUUUCAUAUACUGUCACUUCUACUGUUACUUCUGAUAUUUAUAAUCUUUAUGAUCUACCACUUGAUAAGCUUUCCGAAUAUUUAAGUAGUAAAGGAGAAAACGUUUCAAAAGAGGAGCUCUAUAAUUAUGUAUUACUUUCACAUGAUUUUCCGAGUUUUCGAAUUAAAUUAUCUGAACAUUUAAGUAAGAAUAGGAAUCAGAGUGAUGUAAAAUCCAUACUUGAUGAGACAAUUAAAUAUCUCAAAAGAUUAUAUUUACUUGAAAAAUAUCGAAUACUUAAGCCUUUGAGUUUAGUCGACAAUAUAGCGUAUUUUAAAGCUAGUCUGGAAUUAUCACCAGCUUUUGUUUACAAUUCAUUAUCGAGUGAAUAUCAUAAGUAAAAGUGACUUUUAGAAUUAUCAAGUAGAUAUAUAUUUUGUUCUUUUUCUUUUAUUUUUUUGUAUU
Molecule: messenger RNA, 3305 nt
Organism: Pneumocystis murina B123
Lineage: Eukaryota; Fungi; Ascomycota; Pneumocystomycetes; Pneumocystales; Pneumocystaceae
Exons: 19
Coding region: 41-3241 (1066 amino acids)
Biological process (GO): peptide catabolic process
Cellular component (GO): mitochondrion; cytosol
Molecular function (GO): metal ion binding; metalloendopeptidase activity
Source: RefSeq, a predicted model, not a curated record